Molecule: messenger RNA, 1413 nt
Organism: Suillus fuscotomentosus
Lineage: Eukaryota; Fungi; Basidiomycota; Agaricomycetes; Boletales; Suillaceae
Exons: 7
Coding region: 1-1413 (470 amino acids)
Source: RefSeq, a predicted model, not a curated record
AUGCCUCAACCACAGCAAAACCAAUUUGCUGAAGAUGAUUCAGACUUCGAAAGCAAUUCACACGCCAACGAGGACUCGACCGAUUCUGACUCCACUGACUCGGAUGAAGAUCUCGUGGAGAUACGCGCUGCUAUUGCGCCUGCUAGAGAUGGUGCAACUAUUCAGGAAGUCCGACAGGCGCUUGAAAUGGCACAGAAUCUGCUGCUGAAUAUGCAUGGCAAAUGUCGAGAACUAUUGAAACGAAACGCCCUUCUCGAAGCUACUACAGCCAAAGGACGACGGGGGAAAAACUUGACUGCCAAGGAUCUUGCACUCUCUGCCAAAGAAGACACUAUACGCGAGCAUUGGCUGUCGCCACAGUCAAUAGAGGACGGCGUAAAGGCUGAGUUAUUCAAGUUCAUCCCAGAAAUUGAUCAUGAGUUGAUGGGCUACAAGAACUUUGCACCGCAUUUUGCAAAGGGUGUCAGCGGCAUUCGCUCAGAGAUGGUUUCAGACGUCAAGUCUUGCGCAGGUGCUAUUUUCGGAUUGAAAUCUGAAUUUUUUUUUGCGCCGGUACUCUUUCUUCAUCCAGAGCGUCCCAACAAAGACGAGUUCCUCAAAACGGCUAAGCUUGUUCGGGUCUUAAAGGUAGCACUUUUCGGGAAAUCCUCCCUCUCCGCCACCUACGCUCUAGCCCCGAAGACCAAGGGCAAACUUUGGCAAUUACGGAAUACGACUCCAGGUAUGAUUGCUGCUGCUGCUGUUGUUGCAAUAUUUGUUCUUUCAGGUGACAAGGAUCUGUAUGCGAAAGGCGAAAAAAGCAACAUACUGUACCAACAAUAUCACAACUAUUAUCGCCAACGUCUAAUGACUGGAGGUGCCUGGGCGCGAGACAUCACAAACUUUUUCAACAACGCCCUCUUUCCUGAAACCUCAUCCUCACACGCCGCUCUGGAUGUGGCAGAUACCGGCACCUCCUACAACAGCUGGGAAGAGGAACUCGAGCGCGCUAUGGAAGAGGGAGGUGAAGGGCCUGCUUUUCCAUUUGAUACUGCCAUCAUUGCACCUCAGGAUAUUGCGCAAUCUUCCUCUGCUGCGUACCCACCAUCUGCCUCUGCUGCGCACCCGCCAUCUGCCUUGGUCGCAUGCCCAUCUGCCUCGGUCGCACUACCAGCAUCUACUCCUGUCACCACCCCUGACACACUGCCACCUGUCUCUGCGACAGCUCCCGUCAUCUUGCACUCGCCUACUCCUAUCAUUGGGGCACAAACUCACUCCAUUUCUUCGGCAAUGCAAGAUCUUGCGUUGGCAGACGAGGCUAUUGCAGUUGGUGCUAUCCCUCCAAAGCCCAAACCAAAGCCAAGGCGUACUAAAGCCAAGGCGGUCCAGGACGAAACAGGUGCUGAGGUCCGUAGGUCUGGCCGCAAGAAAUGA